UACAAGCUUUCUCUAUAUAACUAUCUGGAGCAUCAGAAUAAUCUCAAUAUAUAUACUCAGAAUACUAAGAAUAUAUUUAAUUCUUUUGAAAGCUUUGAGAAAGCUCUUAAAGAAAUCUUUAGCAAUUUCAAUGAAGAAUAUAUUACAGCUCAGCAGCUUAUAAAUCUCAAGCAGAUUAAAUUAGCUUCUGCUUAUACAGUUAGAUUCAAGCAGCUUUUAGCAAGACUUCUGUAA
Cryphonectria parasitica EP155 is the source of this 234-nucleotide messenger RNA. RefSeq lists its product as uncharacterized. The transcript has a single exon. Lineage: Eukaryota; Fungi; Ascomycota; Sordariomycetes; Diaporthales; Cryphonectriaceae. The annotation marks the transcript as partial. The record is from RefSeq and is a predicted model, not a curated record.